This is a messenger RNA of Letharia columbiana, 480 nucleotides long. RefSeq lists its product as uncharacterized. NCBI's taxonomy places the organism in Eukaryota, Fungi, Ascomycota, Lecanoromycetes, Lecanorales, Parmeliaceae. The record is from RefSeq and is a predicted model, not a curated record. The transcript is spliced from 2 exons. The coding region runs from base 1 to 480 and encodes 159 amino acids.
AUGUCUCCCUCAGCACCCAUCACCAAGCUUCCAGCAGAGCUCCUUCAAGCCAUCGCUGACAACCUUGAUAUUGAAGAGUACAUGGUCCUGAGAAGAUCUUAUACCCAGGUCUGGCAAUCUCUCAAACCUCCCGCCCUUUCCAAUCUCCUCAAACUCGAAUUCUCCGCCUUCGCUAUUGAGCACAAAGUCUUAGCCUGCCACAUUUGCUGCCGACUGCGUCCGCUCUGCAAGUUCGCCGAUGAUAUUGUACACCGAGGCAUGCUCAAGCGUAGCAGACCUGAGAGGUUUUGCAUUGACUGUGGGAUCGGCAGCGGGUUUGAGGGUUAUGGGAGUGAUGAUUGGGUAGCUACCCUAGAUGGCGAGAUGCAUGCAAGAUGUCCAUUGUGUAGAGAUGUGGGAAGCGUGGGCAGACAUUGUAAGGGAGGUGGGAAUCAGGAGAGGGUUGCUGUGGGAGACCUCCGUCAUCUAUACCAAGGAUAG